Molecule: messenger RNA, 4733 nt
Organism: Rhagoletis pomonella (apple maggot)
Lineage: Eukaryota; Metazoa; Arthropoda; Insecta; Diptera; Tephritidae
Gene: Liprin-gamma
Product: kazrin
Exons: 13
Coding region: 1113-4661 (1182 amino acids)
Molecular function (GO): protein binding
Source: RefSeq, a predicted model, not a curated record
UAUCCUUAGUGCUUCGCCGGAUAUUCACAAAGAGAGUCGCUUAGGCCGGAAAAUAUCGCGUCUGGUAUAAACUUAGUGUUGAGUUGACAAACACACCUACCCUACAUACAUACAUACACAAUUUUUUACUAUCUGUCUGUGUUGAAAUAACAAAUUUUACGAGCUAAAAAAGAAAUACAAACAAAAGCAAAAAUUUGUUAUACGUCAAGUGUAAGAUGGUGAAUGCUAACGAAAUUAUGUGCAGUGCAUAAAACUUAAAUUAUUAAAUUUAUUUAAAAAAAAAAACGAAAAGAAAAACACACACAAAAAAAUUGUGUGAGGCGAAUAUAACUAAAGUACAUGAAUACUUAUUCAAGGUCUUGCUGCAGCAGUGUUAUUUACAGCUAUGCUUUUGCCUGUGUGAGUGCGUUACCCAAAUCCAUGCUGCUUAUUUACAUUGCGUAGGCGUCUGUAAGUUUCCAUGUGCGGUUCGCAACAUUUACAAGAAAAUAAAUGAAAUAUUAUAUAUACAAAAAUAAUGAUAAAGAAAUGACAACAAAAACCAACAUGAAAUCGUUCAACGGAUAGUGUGACAGCCAGCGGUUGAGUUAGAGAGGGUGGCGCGCACACGCUUACAACCCCCGCCCACUCAACGCAACGCAACGCCAAAAUCUACAAAACUCAAUGAGAAAAACUGACAAAAUUCUGUGGAAAAUAAAAUCGAGAGCAAAUAAACGUACAGCCGGGCAGUGCGAAGUGCGACGCGAAAAGUAAGCCACUCAAGAAUGUAAGCAAUUAAAAAAACGAAGCCAUAUGCGCUCUACAAUGCGGUUACUACGAAUAUGCUGCAGUGCUAAACAAAAAAUAUUUCGAGUUCAACUCGGAAGCGUUGAACAUGCAAAUUAAAAACUCAAACAAAAUCAAAAACAUUUCAAGCGAAACUAGUUAGUAAAUCAUAUAAACUACUUAUUAAGGCUUUUGAAGAUUAUUCGAUAAAAAGUAAAUUUAAGCUCUCAGAAAAAAGUAAACCCAAAAAAGCAAAAAAAAAAACAAACGAUUACUCCAACUGCCUCUUAUCCAUUAUUAUCCACCAUUACUUGGGCAACCAACAACACUAAUCUUCAUUGAAUAUUAUGCAAAUAAACGGCACUUCUUCUGGUCCCACAAUGGCUGCGUCUGAGCCACCAGAACCACCGCCGCGCAAUCCGGAUCGCAUUAACGCUUCGCUGCACAAACUGAGCGAAUCUAAAAAUAUUAAAUCGCUUGACUCAAGCAUUGCAACGAUUAACGAAAAAACGAUCAACAAUAAUAAACCGCUAAAGCCGAUAUUAUCGCUGGAUCACGGUAGCGGAGGCACCAGCAACAACAGCACCACAGCUGUCACAACAACGACAGUGACAGCAGCACAAUCCGCAUUAAAUGUCAAAAGUGUAACGGCAGCAAAUUUAACAACGGCUAACGCAUCUGUUUUAUCAUCCACCGCUAAUCUACCAACCUCCAUUGCCUCGAUACAAACAUCGCCAGCAGCGGCACUUGUUUACAGUAAACGUAACAUAGCAGUAUCGAUUUCAGCGCCAACGCCAGCGACAGCAACAGCAACAGCGACUGCAAUAGCAACAGCAUCAGCCCAAGAGAUAACGCCUAUUGGUGCUGCGGAUAGCAUCGUCUCACCGCUCAGUUCGAAUGGCAGCAGCAGUAAUCAAGCGCUUAUAUCACCAAUGACGAUCGAUAACCAACAGCAUCGCCUAAGUUUUCCCAAUAAAAACGAGGCGCAUGCAGCACUUAUGGCACAACAACAGCAGCAACAAAAUUUAAAUGGCACAAAUGCAACAGUGGCGUUGCUAAAUGGUGGCAGUAGUAAUGCGGGUAGUAAUGCAUUGAAUGCCAAUAAUACCAAUGCGAAUUCAGCGGCCACGUCGAUGGUCACAGUGAAUCAUUCGAAUGCAUCAACGAAUGCAGAUUCUCCCAUAAAACUACGCGAGGAAAAUGAGCGCCUCAACGCUGAAAUCAAUCGCCUCCGGAAACUUUUGGAAAAUUCACCAGAGGGCGCUGUCGGCGGCGUCGAUCUCUCAGAUUCGAAUAGCUGUGGCGAUGCACAUUCAACCGAUGGCAGCGGUGGCAUGCCGCAGCAACGCGUUGAUCGCCUCGAAGCCGAGCUGCGUUCGGCUAAAACUCAAAUAAUGACGCUACGCAUUGAACGCAAGAAGCUGCGUAACGACAAGAGUGAACUGCUUGCACAGGUGAAACAACUUUGCGCCUCGCUGCAGGACAAAGAACAGGAACUGCGCGACUUUAUACGAAAUUUUCAAGAUCGAGUGCGCGAGACUGAAACGAAUAAUGCCAAACUGACAGGUGAUCGAGAACGCGAACGUUGGCAAUUGUUGAAACAGGCGCGCGACGAAGCCGAACGUUCGUUGGCGCUAGCACAGCAGUUGAAUGCGCGCGACUUACAGUUACAGCGGCUGCAAGAUCAGUUGCAGGAGGCGCGUCGCCAACUUUCCGGCUGUUUGUCAGAUCAAGAGAGUUUGCUCUCCUUCGCUCCACUAACACCACCGUCAGCCACUUCGGGUAUGAUAAAUCAACUGGCUACAACAGUGACUGUGAACAGUGGCAUGCGCACAGAUGAUAGUGGGCGAGGCAACUCGAACUCAUUGUCGGCGUUUAGCAGCAGUUUGAGCGGUGGCUCAGGCGCAACGGCGGGUGAUCGCAAUUCGUGCUCAAACGAUUCGGGUUUGCGGAAUAGCAGUGAUCGUGAGAGCACCGGUGGAGAUUUGAAUUUCAGCGAUGGUACUUGCGAGAAUGGACCAUGCAUAACAGUUGACCCAGACAGCAUUUCAUUGGUCUCCAGUCAAAAUAUGUAUCAAUAUGGUACACCAAAGGAGCGUAGCCCAACUUUGUCGCCUUUGAACUCUGCCGCCUAUUCGAGAUCUGUGGAGCAACUCGGCUCGCCCGUAGAAUCGGAUGGUCCUGGCGCAGUUGCGCGUAAAUUCGCGCCCAAAACCGGCACAUUAAGCGCGCGUAAUGGGCGCGGCGGCACUUGGGGUAGCAUUUCUCGUGUUUUCGCACGUUCGCGUAAUAAAAAUAAAGCUCUGUCGGCAGAUGGCGCUACAGAGUUAACUCCUUAUCUUUCAGACGCAGACUAUUCUUGGAGUCCACUCUCCGAAGAGGGCUAUGCUGAGAAAUUGCGCCUGUUGCGCGACGCAUCACAACUGCCAAUGGAAAGGUGGCGUGCCUCACAGGUACUCGCCUGGUUAGAGGUAGCGCUCGGCAUGCCCCAGUACAGCUCGCGUUGUGCGGAGAAUGUGAAAAGCGGCAAAGUACUGCUUGAGCUGAAUGAUGGUGAAUUGGAGGCGGGCCUGGGAUUAGUGCAUCCCAUGCAUCGUAAGAAGCUACGCUUGGCAAUUGAAGAGCAGCGUCGUCCGGAAAUGGUGCGCUACCCCAUGAUCACACAGCUGGGACACACCUGGGUAGCUUCCGAAUGGCUACCUGACAUUGGACUGCCACAAUAUGCUGACUCGUUUCUGCAUUCACUGGUCGAUGCGCGCAUGCUCGAUACGCUGUCGAAGAAGGAAUUGGAGAAAUUUUUGGGGGUGACGAGGAAAUUCCAUCAAGCGAGCAUUGUACAUGGCAUUCAUGUGCUUCGCAUUGUGAAAUAUGAUCGCCAAACUUUGGCUAUGCGUCGCGUACAAUCAGAAAAUGUGGACACUGAUCCAAUUGUGUGGACAAAUCAACGUUUCAUUCGCUGGGCCAGGUCAAUUGAUUUAGGAGAAUACGCUGAUAACUUGAAAGACAGCGGUGUGCAUGGCGGCCUUGUCGUAUUGGAACCAUCAUUUUCUGGCGAUACCAUGGCAACAGCACUGGGUAUACCACCAUCAAAAAAUAUUAUAAGACGACAUCUCACCACAGAAUUCGAUGCGCUCAUUUUGCCUGCAAGAGCGACCUUGGGCCAGGGCAUACGCUCCGGUUGCGGCAUAGUACCGAUUACCGGACCGGGCGGCUUGCAACACUAUGCCACAACUGAUCGCCGCUCCAAUGGCGCACUGCGGCAGAUAUCGGCAUGGAAAGGAUCACAGAGUUCUCUCUCUAAAGCCUUCCGUUUCAAUGCAAAAUCAUCACGCAGCGGAAGCUCCAUUGGGGAUCGUUCAUCCUUCGGCAACUCCACCUCUCCCACACCAUCGUAUAGUAGCUCCGAAGGUGGUGGAGGAAUUUACGCCGCUAUAGGCGGUCACCCACCGCACUCAGCGCCGCUCUACCCCACCACCUCACAUCAUUUCCCACCACCUACAACUGCACCACCACCACCGCCGCCCUCAUCAGCCCCUGGUCUGGGAACACACGUAAGUGGCAGCGGCAGCGGCAACAUCUUCAGCUACGCACCGCCUGGACACCGCGUUAGUGCGCCUCCUGUGAGUAGCAGCAGCACCGCUGAAUCAAUAACAGAUCAAAAUGCUUUGUACGAGCAACAUCGACGUGUGAAAAGCAUUAGUGAUAUUGGCGGCAUGUCGACUGGAGUGGGUAGCAUAGCAGCUGGUGGAGCAGUCACAACGUGCGCAACACCAGUGACGACCGCAACCCUGAAAAGUGUCGGCAGUAUGGGCAGUAGUAAUGAUGGUUUGCGUAGCGGGCAUAGUGGUGGUAGUAGUGUCGGUUGUGCUUCAGGUUCUUCCGGUUCACCUGUAUGAGAAUCAGUUAUCAUGUAAGACGUGUCGAAUGCGUGCUUACAUACAUACAUACAUAUACGAGUCUAUCUAGUA